This is a messenger RNA of Ogataea philodendri, 1236 nucleotides long. RefSeq lists its product as uncharacterized. Bases 1 to 1236 code for a protein of 411 amino acids. The transcript has a single exon. Gene Ontology annotation, cellular component: U4/U6 x U5 tri-snRNP complex. Lineage: Eukaryota; Fungi; Ascomycota; Pichiomycetes; Pichiales; Pichiaceae. The record is from RefSeq and is a predicted model, not a curated record. Gene Ontology annotation, biological process: mRNA cis splicing, via spliceosome; maturation of 5S rRNA.
AUGGAUAUAUCCCUAUCUGUGCAGGAAACCAACAAGCUUCGGGCCCAGCUGGGACUUUCUCUGAUUCCUGUUCCUGGCGAGAAUGGCGGAAUGGCUUCUGGUGCCCGCUCGGAGACGAAACCGGACAAGGAGUACGAGAACUUUCUCGAGGCUGAAAAGAAGAGCAAAAAGGAACAGACCUCGCACGAUCUGCAAGAUCGCAUUACACAGACCAAGAGCGACCUGAAACGACGCCAGUUGGAGUCGGGGGAAACGCUUAUUUCGCAAUUGGACAAGGAGGAUGUUGCUGACGACGACUGGUUGGCCAGUCUCGGAGCCCCAAAAAAGAGGAGUACUAAAAAGAAGGCGAUGGUUCGAACACAGGAAGAUACGCUCGAAGGUGUUGCCGUGGCACACGAUAAAGAAGAGUAUGGGCAAUUUAUAAAUGAGAACGACGAAACCGUGUUCACAUUGAAGGAUAAGGGUGUGUUAGACGACGGAGAGGACGAGCUGGAGAGCUCCGAACUGAACGAGCGAUUAAAGGUUAAAAGAGUUCUGGACGCCAAGUCGAAGAAGAAGGACGUCGAGGAGGAGCAAGUGGACGGGUUCAGAAUAGGAGAGGUUGUUCCCAAGCCGAAACAGACGAAGAAACCGCCUGUUUCUUUGCUGUUGGAUCUUGACGAUGAAGCUCCUGUGGUUUCUGACUAUGUUGCUCCUGUGAUGAAAAAGUUGAAGAAAAAGGUGCAGAACAAACGGAAGAACUCGAACGAGGACCUGAAAGAGGCCGAUUUCAAAAAGGUGAAGCUGAUCAAUGAGGAUCUCGAGAAAGACGACGAGAUCGAGAUGAAUAAUUUCCUAGCUGCUUCCAGAAGAAGACGACAGGAGAAGAAACUGGUUGUGGCGCAUGAGCAACCUACAGUUGGAGACGGCCAGACCGUGCUUGACGAAGAUGCAGAGUUUCUGGAAAACCUCAAGCCUGUUGCUGAAGACGCAGUUCCCGAAGUGGAAGCAGAUAGCGUGCCAGCACAGCCAAAGGUCGAUUUGGAGUCGAUCUCCGCAAAACUUGAUGUUCUCCACGACAAGGUGGACGAUAACAUGGGCAUUGGCAGCGCUUUGAAGCUGCUUCGUGAGACUCCUUACGAGAAGUCCAACACUUCCCAGAUUAAUCUUGUUUAUACUGACGACGACGGAAAGGUGCUCACCACAAAAGAGGCGUACAAGUACCUUUCGCACAAGUUCCACGGGCACAGGAAAUAG